AUGCCGCUGACCCAGAGAACAACUGGAUCUUCAUCAAGGAAGAGCAAGCCUUCGGGGGCCGAGGUCAGGCCCGGAGCCGCAGCGGCCGCGGGUCCCAAGAAUUCACCUUCCGUGGCCAGCCCGCUGGCGGUGGCCCCAGCAUCUGCGGCGGCAGGGGGUGCGGAGGGGUGGGGGGAGUCCUGGGGGCGAGGGCUGCCCGAGGACUUCCCCGCGCCAAGCCCCGACAACGAGGGCUCCGCGGACCAAGAGCUGCCCAAGCGGCGGCGGCAGAGGCCACGAAGGCUCGCCCCUGGACAGGGAGGAGGUCGCCUCCAGGAAAAGCGACUUCAGGGCCUGUCGGUCCCACAGGAUACAGGCUGCCCACUGGCAGGGCCGCAGUGCCGGCGCCUGCUGGCAGGACCACGGCCCCCCGAGCGGCCCCGGCGGCCCCCGACUGGGACUGUGUCCCGAGGCCGCCCGGCACUCGGACGCGCUGGGCUCCAGGGGCUGCGAGGACGGCCGCCUGGAGGACAAGAGGGCCUUCUUGCCAUAAGACCUCGGGGCCGAUGCCGAGAGCGUGGAGAACCGGCCCUUCCGGCUGAGGCGCCCCCGCGCCAGGACAAGCCUCCACACUUCCGGCGUCUCUGGCAAGAGCGCGACUCCCUGUGUCUGUGGGGGCCCGAGGAGGAGCCCCACCUGCUGGCGGGUCAGUGGCCAGCCAGGCCCAAGCUCUGUCCAGGGGACAGGAGUGGCGCCGCGGGCCGCAGGUCCCCCGAGCUCUCCUACCAGAACUCCUGGGACCACACCGAGGAGGAGUGGGAGGCGGCCUCCGAGAGCAGCGACUUUAGCGAGAAGGAUGGCUCCGGGCCCGAGCCCGGCUCCCACCUGACCAACCUCAGGGAGAAGAAGGAGCUGGCCAAGCGGAGCUUCUCCAGCCAGAGGCCCCUGGUGGACAGGCAGUGCUGUGGCCUAGGCCUAGGAGUGCUCACUGCAGCGCCUGCUGUGCGCCAUGAGGUCGGUGGCUUAGGGUGCUUGAAGGAUGCCUGCAUCGCCUUCUGGAUGUGGAUGUUCUCCACCUUCUUCAUGGAGAAAUGGGCGCCUUGGCAGGACGACAUGCUCUUCUACCUGUGCUGGAAGCUGGCGUUUGCGGACUCCGAGAGCGGGGUUGACUGGAGGAAGCUGCCAGAGGCCGAGCCUGAGGUGGAGGUGUACCGGAGGGGCGGGGACGGGGGGAGACAUGACUCCAAGAAGCUGCCAGGCUUAGGGGACCCUGACAUUGACUGGGAGGAAAGCAUCUGCCUGAACCUCAUCUUCCAGAAGCUGGACUACAUGGUCACCUGUGCCGUGUGCACGCGCUUUGAGGGGGGCGACAUCCACAUCCAUAAGAAGGAGUCCCUGCAAGUGUUUGCAUCACGCAAACACCCCAUGGAGAGCAAGGGGGAGGAGUCUAAGAUGAGCUUUGCCAACAUCUUCAUGAUUGACAGCUUCGAGGAGGUGUUCAGCGACAUGACUGUGAGGGAGGGAGAGAUGGUGUCUGUGGAGCUGGUGGCCAGUGACAAAACCAACAUGUUCCAAGGGGUCAUCUUCCAGGGCUCCAUCCACUACGAGGCGCUCUAGAAGGUGCACGACAGCCGGGUGAGUGUGGCCGCCCGCAUGGCGCAGAUGUUUUUCAGCUUCUACAAGUACAACAACAUGGAGUUCGUGCGUAUGAAGGGCAAGGGCCACGCGGAGAGGGUGGUGAGCUGUGUGUCCACUGGUGACACGUCUCCCUGCAGGACGGAGGAGGACUCCAGCCCGGCUUCGCCCAUUCACGAGUGGAUGGCCUUUUUCAGUACAACCCUGACCUCGGAGCAGAACAACUGUCCCACAUUUUUCUCCCCGUCCCUCAAGAGGAAGGUGCUGCAAGGCGCCGAGAUGAAGAAGGACAGCAAGGAGUUCUUUUGGGAGGACGAUGAUGCAGCGGACCUGCACAAUGCCACCAACCUGCGGUCGUGGUCCCUGUCUAGCAUGGGGCGGUCCCUGAUCGAGUUCUGGCUGAAGCUGAACAGAGUGGAUGGAAACUUCCUUCUCUAUGCACACCUAACCGACGUCACAUUGUCGCUGCAUCAGAUCCUAACAGACAUCCUGGAAGUCCUGCAGAAGCCCAUCCUGAUGACCUAGCUGCGUGGAGCCACGCAGAGCCCCCGGCCCUGGAAGUACUGCCAAGUGCCUACCUGUCCACCGCCACCGGGGUCUGUGGCAGCCAGCACGGAGCGGGCAGCCAUCAACCCAGGGCCAGGGUCGACUCCACGAACACCAGCCCAAACUGAAGUGCCUCUUCCUCUCCUCACUGGCUCUGCUCCUGCCCUGCGCCCGCCCAUCACCCCAACCCGUCUCUGGAGAGCCCUCCACACCCAAAGAACCAGAGAUUCCCCGAGGCCAGAGAGAGAGCGAAGGAGCAGCCAGCGGCCAAUGAGUCCAGACCUGCCUACCUGCUCAGCAGGCGGAGACUGCCCACGGGCAUCCCGUGUGCCCAUGGUCCGUGCUUCCAAAGGAAGCGGCUAGGAUUUUGCAGUUCCGUGCCAAUGAACCUCCGUGUCUGCAUUGCUCCUAUGUCUGUCCUCCCUAGCGUGGUCCUAAAGGGGGCCCCCUGAGGAGGUGGGGAGCACCACUGUUGGAUGGGGUGGCCCUGGGCCGGGAACAUUGUCACCCACACCCGCCCCAGGGAGGCCUUGAGCUCAGCAGACAGGCCUGGAUACCGCCAGAAUACCCUUCACUUCCAGCCAAAGAGCACUACCCACAGCCCUAGAAUG
This is a messenger RNA of Pipistrellus kuhlii (Kuhl's pipistrelle), 2771 nucleotides long. RefSeq lists its product as uncharacterized. The record is from RefSeq and is a predicted model, not a curated record. NCBI's taxonomy places the organism in Eukaryota, Metazoa, Chordata, Mammalia, Chiroptera, Vespertilionidae.